UUUGAGAAGUACUGUGGACAUAGCAAGAUGGAUACCACUUACCACCUGCCACUCAAUGUCUACGUGAUAGUGCUGGGCAUCGGCCUGUUCGUCUUCAUGCUCAGCCUCAUCUUCUGCUGCUACCUCUUCAGGUUGAAACAGCAAGGGACGAGGGAGCAGUUCAGCUACAACGAGGUGGUUCUUAAAGGGGCAGGAAAGAAGCUGAGCCUUCUAGGACAAACAUGUGCAGUAUGUUUGGAAGAGUUUCGGACCAGAGAUGAGCUAGCCGUGUGUCCGUGUUCGCAUGCAUUUCACAAGAAGUGCCUGCUGAAGUGGCUGGAGAUCCGUAGCGUGUGCCCCAUGUGUAAUAAGCCCAUCCUCAGGCUCCACCCAGACCCCACACAGGGAACUGAGGGGCCCCAGGACCCAGAGGAGGUGUGAAGGACCCUCAGGGGCCACCACGACCGCCAUACGCACCUGUACGCAUUUACAUGGAAUUGAUGGUCAUUUUAUGGACAACACACAGAGUCGAUUGUAUUCUUAAAGUGGCUUCCAUGGUGUUAGUCUUUGACUGAGCAUUAAUCCAUAUGGCUGGGGUUUGGGUACUGUAUAUGGAUGUUGAUUACACCCGUCCAGGCCUUUCAGAUCGUCAAGAAAGUCAACGAUGACCGAGGGGGCAGGGCGCAAGAGUGUGUUUCAGGAUCGGGCCCUACUAGUUUAGCAAUGGAACCUAAAAACAACAUGAUAACUCUAACCUUGAGGGAUGUGGUGUUUGAAAUUUGGCCAUACUAGCAUGCCAAUGGGGCUUCCCACAAGAAAUGAAGGAUAGGGUAUCGGGUGCAGCAGGUCAGUUUGGGAUUGGGCCCUCCUAGCUUAGCAGUGGAGCUUCAUAAAGCUGCUGUCUAGCCUCCCCCUUUAGAUCAGUGAGAAUGAGUAAAGGCUAUAUGGACACUCCUGACCCAAAUAUUCAUUUUUCAGCAGCGUACUAAUGGUAUCUCCAGUGAGAAUGAGAGGAAAGUGACAUAGGAAUGGGAGCCACUUUAGAAUACCGAGUUCUCCCCGUCAUUGGACGAUGCCUGGUACAACACUGCCAGAAACAGCCAAUCACAAACAACACGUCUGGCAUUCUGAGAAGGUCAUUGGUCGAGUUUCAGGAUUGAUGUAAAUGGAUACCUCUCAUACCUCAGGGGUGUUACAAUACAAGCCAGCACAAACAUGCCAUUCAAUACCAUGUGCCACACACAGAACAUGUCCAAUACUGCCAACUCCAACCAAGGCAACACUAUACUGAGGUAGUCAAAACAUUGGUCACGUUCCAGGCCGACUACAUUGCCACACGUAGCAACAAAUGGUUCUAUGCCACAUCAUAGACUGCGCAGUCGUAUGCUUUUAGCUGAUAUGUGAAACACUUAUCCAGGCGUGGAGAACUGGCAAACGACUGCAAUGUUGUCAGUCUGGAACGCAGCCAUUGAGAUCUGGCAAGCGACUGCAAUGUCGUCGGUCUGGAACGCGGCCAAAGGCUGGAAUCACAAAACCAGUCCAAUACCAACAUCACAGCAGCUCUCUGAUGUACAGAACUAUAUAUCCAGGAUUGUGUCUGAAAUGGCACCCUAUUCCUUACACAGUGCACUACCUUUGACCAAAACCCUAUGCAGGCCCUGGUCAAAAGUAGUGUACUAUAUAGGGAAUAGGGUGCCAUUUCUGACACAAACCAGGUCCAUAACCUCGAAGACUGAUAGACAGCUAGUCUUGCCUGUAUGUAUGUACGUAACGAUGUGACCCCCCAUCUUGUAAUUUUGUAUCGUUUGUCGCUUUUAAAUAAAAUAUGUAUCCUCUC
This is a messenger RNA of Oncorhynchus tshawytscha (Chinook salmon), 1816 nucleotides long. Its product is annotated as RING finger protein 122. Gene Ontology annotation, molecular function: ubiquitin protein ligase activity. The record is from RefSeq and is a predicted model, not a curated record. Gene Ontology annotation, cellular component: endomembrane system. Lineage: Eukaryota; Metazoa; Chordata; Actinopteri; Salmoniformes; Salmonidae. The transcript has 5 exons. Bases 28 to 420 code for a protein of 130 amino acids.